Monopterus albus (swamp eel) is the source of this 1561-nucleotide messenger RNA. It is a transcript of the gene trub1, whose product is annotated as TruB pseudouridine (psi) synthase family member 1. The transcript has 8 exons. Lineage: Eukaryota; Metazoa; Chordata; Actinopteri; Synbranchiformes; Synbranchidae. Gene Ontology annotation, cellular component: nucleus. Gene Ontology annotation, molecular function: pseudouridine synthase activity; RNA binding. Gene Ontology annotation, biological process: mRNA pseudouridine synthesis; tRNA modification. The record is from RefSeq and is a predicted model, not a curated record. The coding region runs from base 68 to 853 and encodes 261 amino acids.
UGCUAAGACACAGUUGGCAACUAAACUAGACGAAGAAGAGUUUCAUCCGAAGAAGAAUAAAACAAGCAUGGCUGGGACUACAAGUAACACUGCUCUUCAGAUAACGAGUUCUUUAUCUAAAUUGCAGUCUUUAAAUGGGCUUUUUGCGAUAUAUAAAAAACGAGGGCCUACAUCUGCAGACGUGUUAAAUGCACUAAAAGAAGCUUUACUCAAGGAAGCUGGUGAACAAAACCCAAACCCGCGGAAGAGAAAGAAACAGAGUCUGAAGAUCGGUCACGGAGGGACGUUGGACAGUGCUGCCAGUGGGGUGUUAGUUGUUGGCGUUGGGAAUGGCACAAAAAUGCUCAGUACGAUGUUAGCUGGUUCAAAGAAAUAUGUUGCUGUGGGGGAACUGGGAAAGGCAACAGACACACUUGAUGCAACUGGCAGUGUGAUUCUGGAGAAAGACUUUGAACACAUAACCAGGUUGGACAUUGAAGAGAAGCUGCAGUCCUUUACUGGUGACAUCAUGCAAGUUCCUCCACUUUACUCAGCACUAAAGAAGGACGGGCAGCGUCUGUCUGAUCUGCUGAAGAAAGGUCACAAGGUUGAGGUCAAACCUGCCAGACCUGUCACUGUGUACAGCCUGACCCUGCAGGGGUUCGAGCCUCCUCUCUUCACUCUGGACAUCGAGUGCGGUGGUGGAUUUUAUGUCCGAAGCUUGGUGGAUGACCUGGGAAAAGCUCUGUCAUCAUGUGCUCAUGUGAAGGAGCUGAUCCGGACCAAGCAGGGUCAGUUCACCCUGGAGGAGCACGUCUUACACGAAGAGCAGUGGACACUGGAGCAUAUACUGCACACUCUACAGCCCUGCUGAGAAUCAGCAGGGUGUGCGCUGUGCCAAGCCAGCAGAGGAACUCACUCUGAACAGUAGCCAGUCUGAAACUGGGGUUCUCAUCUCAUGGUCAGUCAUGGCUCAUCUGCUUGGCUCUUCAGUGAAGAGUACAUGGGUUGCAGAGUGACUGUUUCUCCUGGAUAUUUUCAGGAUUGUGUGCAAAUGAAAUGUGACCACAGAGUGUAUGGAAUAAUGGACGACAUGUUGCCACUAUGCAAAAGAGAAGUCAACAUACUGUGAUGGCAUGAGAGGGCAUCUUGCUUUGUGACACAUUUUGUAACCAGAGUCUGCACAAUUAGCAAACAAGUGGAAUGACGUAUCAGACCACCAAUCAACGCUGUCAUCCAAAAGACGCCCCUUUUAUAUAAUCAAAGAAACUUAAUAAAAAGAAACUUUUCAAGAAAGCAACCACUUGUACACAUGCCAGUGUUACAAUAGCUACCAAGAAUAACAGAAAUGACUUUUGAGGAGAAAUUCAUUGCAUUUGUGAGUUUCAGUUUGGCUCAUGUCCCAUCUGCUAACAUGGAGGAGUGGGAUUUAUGAGCUAUAUACUGCAACCAGAUAACAGGGGGUGUUCCACUUGUGGUGGGAGCUAUACUCCCACCACAAGUGGAACACUCAUACAAGAUACCAAUUCACUUUAUCUUUCCUCACUCCACUUUCAUCUAAGAUGGUAUCUUCCAGCUUCUG